UCGCGUGCCUAGGAAGCGAGUUCAGUGUAUUUAACAUAAAAGAAAGUUUAAUUCAAAUCAAAUUCGAAAAAAACUUGUUGUGUAAGAGAAAGAAGGAAAUUACCAAGAAGCAACAAACCAAGAGAAAAAACAACCCCAAAACAAGAAAUUAUAAAAAUGAAGUUUCUGAUUGUUUGCUCCUUGCUGGUGGCCUCCGCUGCUUCCUUGAAAAUCCAUGAAUAUGCCGAAUAUAAGCAUGAGGGUGGCGAACAUGAGGCCCACCAUGGAGGCGAGGAGAUCGAAGCCCAUCAUGAAGUUGAGCAUAAACACGCCACCUCCCAUCAGAGUGUAAAAUUCCAUCAUUAUCAUCCCGUGCCGGUGUACAUCAAAAAGGAAGACCAGCAUUUGGUUAAGAAGCCCGUGGAGAUUGGAGGCACCAAACAAAAAUUGAAGAUCCUCCAUCCUGAGACUAAGAAGAAUCAUAAUCAUGGUUUGGUUUUGGAAGAGCAUAGCGAAUCGAAAUUCCAUCACAUCGGCCAUCAUGAGGAGGAGCCCGAGCAUCAUCAUCACGAAGAGGAGCAUUCGGCCCACUAUGAACACUACUAUCCUCAUCACCAUGAAUAG
Molecule: messenger RNA, 603 nt
Organism: Stomoxys calcitrans (stable fly)
Lineage: Eukaryota; Metazoa; Arthropoda; Insecta; Diptera; Muscidae
Exons: 2
Coding region: 157-603 (148 amino acids)
Source: RefSeq, a predicted model, not a curated record